GAAGAGCGAUCGUCGCAAAUUUCGUUGUACGAGACGGCCAACGCCGAAGACACGUUGACGGAGGAGCGGGAGGAAAUCAGCGUGUCUCUAGACGGCCGCGAAGUGUCCGUCUCUCUGUACGAAACGCCCGAUUUGACGGAAGAGGAGGCCCAGCAGAUUGUCGAACUCUUUGCCGAGGAAUUGUCCGAAAGGAUUUCGUACCGCAACACGACCGAGUUGCCUCCGUUGCGAUUUACGCGCGAGACGGCCACGUCCGGCUCGCUGCUGAUGGAGGCUGUCGUCAUCGACGUGCCGAUGGAAAUCAACGGGUCGGCUGACUUCUCUUUGGAGAGGACUCUGAGCGAAGUGUCGUUCGAAGAAGCGCCAACAGAGGCCGACAUUGAAGAACUCUCGGCCAUGGAAGCGUUGAUCAUCGAGGAGGCGGACCAGCGCAACGAUCCGUACUUCCUGGACGACUUGACCAUCCCCGACCUGCCCUACGAGGUUAACGACGUUCGCCGAUCCAUCACGGGCCUGCAAGAAGCGUUGCUCGUCCAGGAAACGUGUCUGUCGGACAGAGAGCGGCCGCUUCAUCUGGAAUCGCACAGCGGAGGCGCCACCCCGAUCGUCAUGUCUCCACGUCGAUUGAGCGUCGAACACGAGCAACUCAGAGUUCUCGACGAUUAUCAAAUCAUCUCUGCCGAUGGCAUCCAAUCGCCUGUCGAUGCCGACUAUUAUUCGCCGCUGGAAUACUCGGACAGCUGCAGCGUUUUGCUCACCUCGCCCAAAACGGAUUCUCCCGCGCAAGAAGCGCUUUGCGUGGCGACGCCCACCGUCCAGCAGCAGCCAGCUGUUGUCGACCAACCUGUCGUAAUGGCAACGCCGCUUUCUGAUUUUGCCGCCACGGUGCCGGCGGAUGUACCGCAAUCUGCCGCCAAGGGCAGAAUUGAGAGUUUGAUCGUGUCCAAUAAAAGCUCGUUGGACAUUAGGGAAUCGGCCGACGAGACGGAAACGUCAGCCGACGAGAAUUCGCAACGACGGGCGAGCGUCGUCGAAGCGCCACCAUGCGCAUCGCUGGAGAGAGAAAUGCAGACGGCGUCCAACGAACUGGAACAGGCGGAAGAAGCCGGAGCAAUACCGUUGAUUGAGACUGGCCAAUCCAACAGCGUCCUUGUUGAAUCGGCACUGUCAGCUGUCCAUCUGGAGUCUGAUCAAACUUCCGGUGCGGAUGGGGUGGAAUCUGGUGCAGAAGGGGAUCCGUCUGCGCUGAUGCCUAGCGAUGGAAGAAUUCAGGUCACAGAGCAGCAGGGAGAUGCGACAUGUGUAGAGGAAUGCUGGAACGAGGCCAGCCGUCUGGCAGCAGCCGUGGACACUGUAAUGGAUGAGGCAUCCGUAGAAGAUCAUGGAGUUGAAUUGGAACAAUAUCCAUCCACGUCAUCUGCUAGCGAUGCUGGCCGCUUGCUGGGCUCUGGCCAAGAAGACGACACGAAGGGGCAGAGCUUCGACACGGUCCGAGAUGAACAAGAGAUUCUCUCUUCCGCAGAUGCGGCUCAUCCUAGUCCAGCAAUUGGGGAGGCUGCCCAUCAAGGUAGCCAUUCGAAUGUUCGAGUAACAGAUGCAACGACAGGAUCAAAGGUGGAGCAAACGUCGGCUGCAUCAUCGCCAAUUAUUGCAGAACAAUGCGGCGACGUGCCGCUGCAUUUCCAAGAAGUCGAUGAUUGUGCAACAAAGGAGGUCGGCGCUGCUGCGGAGCUUCUUGGAAACGUGACGAUCGACACGCCAUUCGCAAUUACGGAGAGCGAAGAGUCAUGCGCUACACGCCAAUUCCAAGUGAAGUCUGACGAUGAGCCUGUAAUUCGAGGAGAAUCAGCAGCCGCAGAAGAGAAAGAACUGGAAAUUGAGACGGUGACCGGCAAGGCUGAAGAAGAGGCCGCCCUUGUUGGUUUAAUUCAGAAAGACAUUGAAGGGUUAUGCCUUCAAAAGGACGCUGGAGAUGAUAAUCGAAUCGAGAAAGACGUUGGUGGACCGCAGGUGCUUGCGGAUGACGCUAAAGAAGUCAAUCAAGUUGAGACUGACGUGAAACUCCAACAAGUGGCGAGCAAGAAAGAGAUUAUGCAGGAAGUUGGAGAACAGAAGGAUGUAGAGAAAAUUGAAUCAGUAGAGCCGGAAGAGAUUUCGAAACUUGCUGACGAGAAACGCCAAAUACAAGAAGAAUCAAAUCAGUCAGAGUCUGGUGAUAAAGAUGUCGAGGCCCAUACUGAUGAUGUUGAAAUUAAAGCGCCACAAGAGGAGGCCAAAGAGGAUGAGCAAUUCAGGAAGGAAGCUGAGACGCGAGAACCGUCCCCACUACCAGCCGAAGAAAAGGAGCACGUCAACAAAGAGGUCGAAAGGCAAGACGAGCAGAUAAAAGACGAAGAGCAGCAGACCGUUUUGAAUGUUGAGGACAUUCAGGAGACAAUGGACACACGUGAACGUCUAAGUGAUGCAGCCGAAAAGGAAGCGAAGGAGAAGGAGCUCGUCGUUAAAGAAGCCGAGGCCAAAGAAAGAAUAAGGAAGGACAUUGAAGAAACUGAGCGCAUGCGCAAAGAAGCCGAUGAAAAAGAGAUGCUGCAAAGGCAAGCCGAAGAAGAAGAGCGUCUCUUAAAAGAGACGGAAGAAAAGGAGCGUCUUCUUAAAGAAGCGGAAGAAAAAGAGCGGCUCAUCGAAGAGGCUAAAGAAGCUGAGCGUCUUCAAGAAGAAGCUGCUGAACAAGAACGACUUCUGAAAGAAGCCGACGAAAGGGAGUGCGCUAAGAGAGAAGCUGAAGAACAAGAGCUUCGAGCUAAAGAGGCUGAAGAACAAGAGCGUCUUCUUAGAGACGCGGAAGAGAAAGAAUGUCGUUUGAAAGAAGCUGAAGAGCGAGAACGUCUCGUGAAAGAAGCCGAAGAAAGCGAGCGUCUUCGCAAAGAAGCCGAAGAAACCGAGCGUCUUCGUCUUGAAGCUGAAGAAAUUGAAAGACUUCACAAAGAAGCUGAAGAAAACGAGCGUCUUCGUCUUGAAGCUGAAGAAAUUGAACGACUUCACAAAGAAGCUGAAGAAAACGAGCGUCUCCGCAAAGAAGCCGAAGAAACCGAGCGUCUUCGGAAAGAAGCUGAAGAAAACGAGCGCCUUCGUAAAGAAGCUGAAGAAAACGAGCGCCUUCAGAAGGAAAUUGAGGAGAAAGAACGUCUCGUGAAAGAAGCCGAAGAAACCGAGCGCGUCAAGAAAGAGGCUGAAGAAAAAGAGCGACAUAAGAAGGAAAUUGAAGAGAAAGAACGCCUUGCGAAGGAAGCUGAAGAACAAGAAUGUCGCCUUAAAGAAGCCGAGGAAAAGGAGCGUCUGAGGAUAGAAGCUGAAGAACAAAGCCGUCUGAGACAAGAGGCUGAACAGGAAGAGCGUCUCCUGAAAGAAGCCGAAGAAAAGGAACGUGCCCUUAAAGAAGCCGAAGAACAGGAACGUGCCAUUAAAGAAGCUGAAGAAAAGGAACGCCUUCUGAAGGAAUCUGAAGAAAAAGAACGCCUUGCAAAAGAAGCUGAAGAAAAAGAGCGGUUGAAAAUUGAAGCUGAAGCAAACGAGCGUCUCAUACAAGAAGCUGAAGAAAAGGAACGUUUAAUACAAGAAGCUAAAGAAAAUGAACGUCUCCUCAAAGAAGCCGAAGAAAAGGAACGUCUCAUAAAAGAAGCUGAGGAACAAGAACGUCUUCUUAAAGAGGCCGAGGAAAACGAGCACCGCGCCAAAGAAGCCGAAGAAAGGGAACGUCUUACGAAAGAAGCCGAGCAAACGGAGCGCAUCAAGAAAGACUCUGAAGAACGAGAACUCCUCCUCCAAGAAGCUGUUGAACGAGCCUCUCUCGCUGUAGAAGCCGACGAAAUGGAGCGACUGAAACAAGAAGCUGGACAAAAUGAAGGCCUUCCAAAAGAUCCCGCGCCAAAUGCUGCGGAAGAAAAAGAAGUUAAUGGCCAAGGAAUUCCCGCCGAGGAAACGAAUCGUAAACAAGAACCGAUCGAAGGGAGUGCGCGUGAUGAAAGCCAACAGAUUUCCGGAAGACCGGAAGCCACAACGUCUUCCUUCCUCUCGUCUGGAGCGCUGCGAUCGGUGGACGCCAGCCUUCCACGACGCAGCGAAACGUCCCAUUUGAUGACUGAAAAACCGUCCGGCCGGACGGAAUGCCAGCUGCUUGAAAGCAGCACCUCUUCAAUCGAAUCUUCACUAACCGAAGACGAGCUGAUUGCCAAGCAAAUCGAGGAGGAGAAACUCAAACGGCGACGGGAAGCGGCCGAAAGAUUAGUGCGAGAACAGGAACGAGAAGCUUCCGGCCAGACUGAAGACGACGUCGCUGCCGGGAGGCGCGAAGAGAGACUCCGCCUGGAGCAAUGCGAGCUGCAUCAAACCGUGGACGAGCACAUCCGCAAGCAGCAGCAGCAGGAGGAGGUCAUCCAGCGCGAAUCGGAAGAAGAAAAGAUUCGUCUCCAGAAGCAGAAGGAGGAGGAGAGGCGCCUCAAGUUGGAAGAAGCUGAAAAACUGCGCAGGGAAGUCGAGAUCCAGGAGCGUCAGCGGCGCGAGGAAAAGGAAGCGAAGCGACUGGAAGCGGAAAGGAUCCGGCGCGAGGAAGAGGCGCAGGAAUGGAUGCUGAAAGAAAGAGAGCGCCUCCGGCUGGAGGAGGAAAUUGAACGGCUCGAAUCGGAGCGCCUCCGCAUGAAAGAAGAGCGGCGGCUGCGUCAGGCCAAGGAGGAGGAAGAGGAACGCCUCCGCAGGAGGAGCAGCUUCGCUUGA
This is a messenger RNA of Daphnia magna, 4770 nucleotides long. Its product is annotated as trichohyalin-like. The coding region runs from base 268 to 4770 and encodes 1500 amino acids. NCBI's taxonomy places the organism in Eukaryota, Metazoa, Arthropoda, Branchiopoda, Diplostraca, Daphniidae. The transcript has 3 exons. The record is from RefSeq and is a predicted model, not a curated record.